AUGGGAAAAUACAGCGAGUAUUUUCUGGUACACGAGAAUAUGCUGAUAUGCAACACGUGCAGCUGGGCAAUACCGAAGCCGAAGGACUGCACGACGUCGUCACUGCUCCAUCACCUACGAAAAAAACAUCCAGACCUCUACAGCUCUUUCAAAGAUCGUGAAGAUCGAACCAAAUAUGAACGGGCGACUGCUGCGGAACGGGCUUUGGCCUUGGCGCAUGGCUUGAAACGCAUUUGGAAAUCGGAACCUGAGGCCGGUCCAGAGCCUUCACAACCAAAGCGACCGAACUGCAAAGCAGGUUCAUCCUUUGCGUCAGAGGCGACCAUAUGGGAACCACCACAUCGCGAACGCAUGGAUAACAUCGAGAAGGCCAUUACCCAGUUGUUGUGCACCGCUACACUGCCACCUUCUUUCGUUGAAAGUCCAGGGUUUCGUAACCUCAUCACUGUGAUAUCCCCGCGAUUCCACCUAAAGCCUCGAGUCCACUUCACCGAAAACUCUUUGAGUGCUUUGUACGAGGAGUAUACAACGAAGAUAAGAACGAUGCUAAACUCAGCAUUGUUCGUUAGUUUUUCCACUGACGUAAGAGCGCUGCCGAACAGCGACGAAUUGCUACUGACCUUCACGAUUCAUUUCAUCGAUGACAGGAUGGUUCCUCGAUUCGCCACCGUUUCGGCUAAUCUGAUCCGUGAACUUCCUACCCCUGAUGAGACUCGAGCGCUUCUCGCGAAGGCUCUGAACUCAUUUGUAAUAAGUCAGGAGAAAGUGCACAUUCUCGUCGAGCACUGGCCAAUACCAAGUGUGACCACUGCGUCGUACGUGAAGCAUAUGAGCGACUUUUCCCAAAAGCUUCAAAAGGCAAUUGAUGAAGGGCUGAAAUUGGUGCUGAAUGGGAAUGACUCGUUCUUCGCACAAAUGAAGCAGAUUGCUCCGAAGGUGUGGAAAGGAGAUAUGGAAAAGCGUUUCAGAAACUGCAGUCGAUUAUGUAGGAUAUCGACAGGAGCGUCGGGAAAUCGAAUGUGCUGGAAUUGCCUUUAUGUGUUGCUGUGCCGUUUGUUGGAACAGAAGAACAGCCUGGCCUUUGUCCUCGUUGAAGCGAAUUCGGAUAAGUCCCCACUGGACAGUUCCCAAUGGGAACGGAUACGCGAAAUCGUCGACGUGUUGAAGCCCAUCGACUUUGCAAUUGGUUUGGUGAAACAUCGCCAUUUCACACCGAUUUCGGUCGUCAUUCCGCUCUACAAAGUGAUUGUUCGCCAGCUGAGAGAGGACACGACUUCACUGAGCGACGUGAGAGAAGCCAUUUGUGUUGCCCUCGAAGAAUCCAUGGCUGGGUGUGAAGAUCAAGACGAGCUCUACUUAGCAACUUUGGUUGACCCACGCUUUAGAGCUGCCUAUUUCGCUGGUGAUAAACGACAGGAAUUCUUGGAGAAACUCGAAGAAAUGGCUUUCUUACCGGUGGAGAACCCGGCGCAAGGAGCUGAGGCCAAUGUUGAAGACUGUUCAAAUCCUUUUGUGGCUUUCCGGAAGUUUGAGCCUCCAUCAAUAACAACUCCUUCCAACUUGUCAAAGAUUGAGGCCGGCACUAGGGCAUUAUCGGAGCUCGAGGACUAUCUGUCACAUGAUCCGUCUUUCGUUACUGAUCCGUACGAGUUCUGGCAAAACGACGUCAACUCAGCAAAAUAUCCACUGACCAAGAAGUUAGCGCUAAAGUACCUGUCUGCUCCAGGGAUCUCGAUGGAUUGCCAGUCACUGCUGUCACGACUUGAAAGCAUAAACAGCGGGCUACACAGUAGCUGGGAACCAGAUGAGCUAGAGAAAGUCCUAUUCUUGCAUCACAAUAUAUUGACAUUUGGCUUUUAG
Messenger RNA from Haemonchus placei, 1860 nucleotides. NCBI's taxonomy places the organism in Eukaryota, Metazoa, Nematoda, Chromadorea, Rhabditida, Trichostrongylidae. The record is from the annotation of a GenBank genome assembly.